AUGCAGUUUCUCAGCACCGUCCUCCUCGGCGUUGCCGCCCUCGGCGCCACCGUCACCGCCAUCCCCGCAGAGCUCAAGGCCCGCAUCCCCGCCGGCGUCUCGUACAAGGCCAUCGACCCGAGCGAGAUCCCCGAGUCGGUCAAGCUGUCUGCCACCCUGAGCAACUCGACCCAGCUCGACGUCCGCGGCCUCGAGAAGCGCGCCGACCACGGCGUCUUCCUGUGCACCGACGCCAACUGGGGCGGCCACUGCGUCCACAUCACCUCGCCCGCUGGCGUCUGUGUCCCUCUUGCUAGCGACCUGAACGACCAGGUCAGCGCCGUCGGGCCCGAUGCCGGCGGUUACUGCCGCUUCUACUUCAACGCUGGAUGCACCGACGACAACGGCUGCUUGCACUUUGACCUGACCAGCCCCGGCAUCGCCGACCUCAACCAGCAGCAGUACUGGGUCUGCGGCCAGCCCGCCAACAACCCCAACGACCGCGUCACCAGCUACCAGUGCUGGGACCAGUAA
Messenger RNA from Pyricularia pennisetigena, 513 nucleotides. RefSeq lists its product as uncharacterized. Lineage: Eukaryota; Fungi; Ascomycota; Sordariomycetes; Magnaporthales; Pyriculariaceae. The record is from RefSeq and is a predicted model, not a curated record. The transcript has 3 exons. Bases 1 to 513 code for a protein of 170 amino acids.